UCGUGUUUUUGAAUCAAACGCGGUGGAUGGUAGUUCAAUACAAGAUUUGUUUACCCUGUCCUCGUCUCUGUUAAAACGCUGGUUGACGUUAGCUGGUAAAAUUUAAAAGUUGUAAACGUAGUUUUCUGAGAACUUCAGAGUAAUGGCUUCCAGGAGUUCAAGUUCCACAGGGGAAGGCUUGCUCUCCAGCCGAUCCAGCGAGCGUACCCCUCUGAGAAGUCUGGACAAUGAGAUUCUGCACUUGUCGACUCCCUCAUCAAAGUUCAGAUCAAAAUCACAGAUCAGUAGUGAUGCUGGCAAAAUGACAAUGGGUGAUCUUCCACUGAGUGAACAAGAACCCCAGCUGUACUCUUCUCCAUCCACCAAAAUGAUACAAACAAAUCUUCCAAAAACUGAUACAACAACUACUCAGAUUGCUUGUGGACUUUCAGAUAUAACAUUUAAAUCCUUCACUUGUGCUGGUGGUGAAGUUGAGAUAUUAGGCUCUUUACUGCAUGCAGAGGAGAGUAUUAUUUUAUCUACGGACCGGGGUACAUCUAACACUGAAUCUGAAGAUGGCAUCAUCUCUGACAGUGUGGUAAUGGAGUCAUGCUCUGAUCACAUCGAACAUCCCUAUCAUGUUCUUGAGAAGAGUGACACUUACUCUGUUAACAUCAGCGCAGCACUUCCCUGUGAAACUGACAGCACUACACCGGCUUCUUGUGAUCUGGAUAACAAACAAGCCACAGAAGAAUCAACAGCUUUUCAGAGUGACUGCAGUGGAAAGGCAGAUCUCACUUGGAAAUCCUUCCUUCGUGAUGGAGGUGAGGUGGAAGUUUCAGAUGCCACCAGAUUACACAACGAAACCAUUCCUCUGCCCAAGGAAGAGCUUGGUGCUCCUCUAGAGUAUGACAGUAUAAAUUUGACCAACUGCUUCGGUGACUUUGACCAGCAGUGUCAAGAGGAACAUGCUGAUCAUCCAUACUGUAGCCAUGAUGGUGGUGUUGAUCCUGUCAUUAAGGCUUUAUCUGAGACAACACGUGGUUCAGAAAAACGUGCUAAUGGACUGUCCUUUAAAUCACUGGACUGCACUGGAGGAGAGAUUGAAAUUCCAAGAGAAGAGUCCGUUGUUCUACCAGCCGACCAUACUGUUAGCAGCAGUGAGACACAUGGCUAUGCCAUAGAUUCAACUGAAAUAGCUGGUGACUGUGAUUUACAAAAUGAUAAUACAGUUGGUCACUUUGAUCAUCCAUACUGUAAUGUUCAGACUCAUUCAUCAGCUCCAUGUGACAGCCUUUUGACUACCCAGGAAGCAUUGGCAGACAGCACUGAGGAUGUAAUGGUCAGACACUACAGUGGUAGCCCAGUGGUAUCUGAUAGCCAGGCUGGGAGUCAAGGUGGUGUCACAGCUGAUUGUUGUAUUCCAGCUGAAGAUGAAAAAUUAGAUGAGGCCCAAUUUCCCAAGAAGAAGACAUCCCUUCUGCAUGAGGACCAGAUUGUAAUCUGUCCCCUCAGUGAAAACUAUCUGUUCACUUCCAUCACACAUGAUUAUUGUCAAGAUGCCUUUGAAGAUGCUAACAGCCAACAGAACAAUGGUGAAGCUGUGGUAGCUACUGACCCAUCAGCUGUUAGCAGAUCUCUGGUGGCUAAUGGAUCUUUAAAAGCUUUGGAUACUGAAACUGUAAAAUGCAAAGGGCAAGAAAUGCUUAACUGUACCGUGAAUCCUGCUGACAGUGCAUUGUCUCUCGUGGUUCAGACUACUCAGAUUUCUGACUGCAGUCAACUUGCAGGUUCAGCAGAGAGCCCUUCAGCUGUGGAAGUGCAACAGCAAGACCAAGAGGAGCAUGUCUCUGAAGUGAACUCCACCAGAGGACCCACUGAAUCCAGUGGGGAAAAAGACAGUGCCAUUGGCUCAUCUGGAAAUGCACCUGCUCUUUGUAACUCUGCAGAAAAAUCUCAUGCAGAGAACCUUACUGAUGUACUGAAAGCGCUGUCGGAGUGUCCCUCGGUUACCUCAGCUUUGGGGUUGGGAAUGUUUAGUCCCGUUAGGAGAGCUUCUCUGUCUUUUUUAAAGACUUUUGGGGAUCCUGCUCAAGGCAAGUUUGCAGCUGAUGACUCUGCUAUUGAGGGUGAGAAAACCUUGUUUGCUCCUCUUAAUGCUGACCGUGCUGGGUUGUGGGCGGAGCAACUGGAAAGCCCAAUGCCUCAUCCUCUGUUAAACUCCACCGCCCUGGGUCAGAAUCCUGGUCUGAGCCCACUAUGGGAGCCAGUUAAGGAUUUGGGACAGAAAGUCUCUGCAGAGCCUCAGACUGAAGCUGAGAAACCACUGCUGAAUUUCCCACUGAUUUCCGAUGGUCCGUUUCAGCAGCAGCUUCGACAAAUGGCAGAGUUCCUCAUGAUGGCGUCUGGAAAGAUGGGCCCUGCUGCUGUCUCUGCUCCUGCUCCACCUCCUGCCCCUCCAGCCAAAGCUGCUCCUGUAAAGUCUCACAGUGUCUGUGUGGGCAGUAGUCCUGUGAAACUGGUUGACCACAGCCUCAAUACUUCUGGCCUGUUUGAGAGGAAGAGGGAAUUCUCUGUGGCUGAUUCCUGCACUAUGACUGACCCGCUCCUCUGGAAUUUACCUCCAGGCAGCUUGGAGUCCCUCCCAAGACAGGAGCUGGAACAGAGGUUAAUGUCUAGCAUGACGAUGGUUGAGGCCCUGGUGCAACAGCUGACUGCAGCGAGGGCACAAGGACGUCCGCUUGCAGGCCCUGCUCCUUCAGACCUCCGGGAGAAACUCGUGCAGACAGACCACACCGAACUCAGUCAGACCACAAUGUAUAGAGACCUGUAUGUGGAAGCUUUGAGUCGGAUUGGGGAGUUGGAGCUUGAUGGGAGUUCUCUACAAAACGUUAUCCAGAGUCUGCAAGACAUGAAGAUCACCAUGACUUCUGUCAGAAGUGACACAGACGCUGCUCUCUCUAACAUGAAUGAAAUUGGUGACAUAGUCAGAGAGGACCAUCAAAGCCUCAUUUCACAUUAUGGGCACAUGAAGUCUCUACUUGAGAAAUCAAAGGACAUACAGAGCAGAAUGAUGCAGAAGGUCAAAGAAACUCUUCAUCAGAGAAAUGACAUGAGGACUCAAAUGGAAGAAGCCUUCACAGCAAAGGAGGCAGCUUUCAGUGCGAUGGAACAGCUGAGGACACACUGUGCCACAGAAAUUUCACUUCUGGAGAAGAGUGUGGGGUCUCAGCAAGAGCUGCUGGCCACCCUAAAGCAGAGCUAUCCAGAACUGGUUGUGUUAAACAAGGCUUAUAAUGCAACCCUGGACUCUGCUUCAGAUCUUUUGUCUGAAACCAUGGAUGAACAGUCCGCUUUGAUGAAAGAGCUCUUCAUGGUCAGGAGCCUUCUGCACAAAACUGCUCCCAUGCUCCUGAAGCUGAACGAGAAAGCUGCCGCUGCUUUGAGAGAGAGAGAUGAGCACAUGUCUGCAAGAGACCAAGCUGUUGAAGAGCGAGAGCAGAUUGAAGCAGAACUGAAUGAAACUCAUUCGAAUUUCCAAGCUGCCAGGGAGCAGAUUGGAGAUUUAAAUCUGCAGGUGACAAUUCUGACAUCAGAGAUGUGUGUACUGCGAGAGAAGUUGACUAAAAAAGAAGAAGAGACGGGUCAGCUAGAGAGGAAGGUGACGGAGCUGUCUGCUACAGUUUCCUCCACGCUGGCAUCCUACACUUUCUUGGAGCAGGCCCUGGCUGCUGAGACUACAAAGUUGCAGGAGUCGUGGAAAGACAAACAAGAGGCUAAAGAUCGAGCAAAUGACUUGGAGGCAUCACUGGGUCAGUCGGAGCAGCGGGUGUGCGAGUUGAGUCGGGCUCUGGCUCAGAGUGAGGAGCAGCUCAGUCAGCUGCAGUCCCUCUCACAGUCUCAGAGUCGGCAGAUCCAGCAGCUCCAGGAUGUCUGUACACAGCUCAGUGGUGUGCGGGAAAUGAACGAGUUCCUACAGAUGGAGAACGAGUUGGCGAGGGAGCAGAUGGCAGAAAGUGAGCGUAUGCUAAGGGAAAACCUGCAGAGCCUUCGGGAGAGGAACAUCCAGUGUGAGGACCUGAAGAAAGAAGUUUGUCAACUUAAGCUUGAGAACGGGAAUUUGCAGGAAGAACUUAAAGCCACAAGGUCCAGAGCCAGGACAGCAAACCUGGAGCUUGAAGAGAAGAUGGCUCAGGCGGUCACAGAAAUCACUUUGCUGCAUCACACACUGAGGGGACUGACCAACAAGCUCCAUGAAGAACUUGAUGAAAAGAAACCACAGAUGUGUGAAGAGUCUCAGUCAGUCCACAGCGUGGAGCGUUGUGCCUCAACUGCUGAGAGAGAGGAAGAGGUCAAAACAGACACUCCUGCUGAAACAGUCCCUUCAGACACUCUCGAGCCACAGCGUGAAGCUUUGUUCAGCGAGAUGAGCGCCUUCACCCGCAUCGCAGCCAUCACUCCUAAAAAGAAUAUGAGCACAGUCGAGAUUCAACCAGAGGAAGAGGAGCAAAGCCACCUGGCGGAGCUGCUUACUGGCCUGGGCAGCACCGUCACCGAGCUCGUCAGCACUCUGAAGCUGGUGCAGCAGCGCAGAGACGCUCAGCUGGAGGAGCUGCAUGGCCAAAUCUGUGGCCUGCAGGUGGAGCAGCGUGCUGCAAAGAACGGACAUGAAGCUGAGGUUUUUGAGCUCAAGCAUCAACUCAGCCGUCUGAGUCAGCUGGUCGAGAAGGCAAAUCAGGCUCUGCAGCAGAAAACUCAGGAUGAGAAAAUGCUGGCUAAGUUGAUAGUUGAAGUGCAAGACACACAGGAAAUCCUAAAUAAACAGAAGACUGACAAUAAUGAAUUGAGAAGGGAAAUCACUGAGCUUCGUCGCGCUCUCCAGCAGUCGAAGGUGGAGUCUGAAUUCCUUCGGGAUGAAUUGAGGAAAGCUGGCGGCCAGUCGACUAAACCGGAACAUUUCAUGGAAGAGAACAUCAAGUCAUUGAAAGAGGUGGAGAGACUGAAGGCCAGUCUUCAGGAAGCCGAGCAGGCCAAAGUAAAAAUUCUUGAAAGGGCAAAGAGACAUCAAAUCAUCUAUCAGAGCAACCAGCAGAAAAGUGAGAACGAGCUUCAGAUAUUAAACAACAUGAUCAACAGAGUUCGGGAGACCUUGCUGUCGUUGCCGGCAGUUGUGAAGAACUGUGAACAGCUCCGGCAGCUCGUUGAAUACAUUGGCUGAUGUGUUUAUUUCCCUCGUGUGUGUUUAUUCAUGUUUUAGCUUGUCUGCCUUCUAAAUGUUUGUAUUUUUGAGAAUAAAAUAAUUAUUUGAGAAUAAAAUAAUGCUGAUAUUAA
Messenger RNA from Maylandia zebra (zebra mbuna), 5310 nucleotides. It is a transcript of the gene spag5, whose product is annotated as sperm associated antigen 5. The record is from RefSeq and is a predicted model, not a curated record. Gene Ontology annotation, biological process: cell division; regulation of attachment of spindle microtubules to kinetochore. Lineage: Eukaryota; Metazoa; Chordata; Actinopteri; Cichliformes; Cichlidae.